GACUGCGGCGGGAAAAACAAUCACUCCCAUUGGCGGAAAAAAGUCACGUGAUCUACAUUGGUUAGCGUCUUACCGGCCGCACUGCUCUUUAUUUCCUUCACAAAGAAUUGUACAGCGUUCAUAAUACUACACUAUGGGUCGUCCAAAGGCAGAAGGGGGUAGGAAGAGGAAAGCUAAGGACCCAAAUAAGCCAAAGAGGUCCACAUCAGCCUACUUCUAUUUCUUGGGCAAAAUGAGGGAAGAUGCAAAAAGCUCUGGAAAACCCAUAACAAAGAUUGCAGAAUUCACCAAAGAAUGUUCAGCAAAAUGGGCAAAAAUGACAGAAAAAGACAAAGAGCCAUUCAGCAAAAAGGCAGCCGCUGACAAGAAGAGAUAUGAUGCAGAGAUGGCAGCUUAUAAAGGCAAGGACCCCAGCGAGGCAGGCAAACCAAAGAGACCUCAGUCCGCCUACUUUUGCUUCCUAGCCGACUUCAGGGAAAAAAUGAAAGGGAAGAACAUCGACCAUAAGGAGAUCAUCAAAAUGGCUGGUGAGGCCUGGAGGAACCUUGAUGACAAUGAGAAGAAACCCUUUGAGAAGUUGGCCCAGAAAGAACAAGAGAAAUAUGAACAAGCCCUGGCUGACUGGAGGAGGGGUGGUGGAGGAGCAUCCCCAGCCAAGAAGUCCAAACAGGAAGAGAACGGCGAUGAUGAUGACGAGGAGGACGAAGAAGAUGAAGACGAUGAUGAGGACGAUGAUGAAUGAAGAGCCGUGGAACGUAGUGUGAAAUUCCUACCCAAUUAAUGCCAGUCCAUACCGUCACAAAGAUCUGCAUCACUAUUUUAUUGACCCAGCACUACCGUGGAAAAGAGAUCUCGUCUAGCCACUGCUGAAUAACUGUGUUCUAGUAGAUAUGGUGAAAAAAAAUAGAUUUUUAUUUAAAUGUAAAGAAAAAAGAUUGAUAGUUGGAUGAAAUAUUAAUACAUGGUUGUUUGAGGAACUGAAUGAAGUUAUGUCCCUUGACCAGUGCUAAAUUAUGCAUUAAAGCUUUAUCUAGGAUAUUUGAUAUUAUUAUACAUUUGAGGUACGACAAAGUCUUUUGAACAAAACUUUUUUUGGGUGAAAUAACUUGAGUUUUAGUAAUGAAGAAAGGUUGGUGCAAUCUGGUUGUAAAUAUUUCAUAUUUUUAUCAUUAUAGACCAUUCAUUUUAUCAUAUUUAAUCUCAUCUGUAUUUUUUUGUCCCAUGUAUGUAAAGCAUUGUAUUAAAAGUGACUCUACAAAUUUAUAAGUUAUUCUGCGUAUUGACAGAUAUGCAUUGCACAGAUACUCCAUCCUAACCCUGCCUGACGCGGGGAUUUAUAUUUUUUUGUCUUCUGGAUUUUUUCCACUCAGGGACUAUGAUGUUGACAGGCAUUUCAAUUUUUGAUCAUUUGCACCAUUUUCAGCAUUUUUCUCAAGAAAUAUUAUAUGUUUAUUGUUGAAAAGAGAAGAAAUUUCCAAGCAAUAAUUUUCAAGUAACCUUUUAUAAAUAUCAAAUUAUGUCAGUGCUGAUUCAUGUAAUUGUUUCAUCAUUUUUCGUCAUUUUUCAUGUAGAAAACAUAUCAUGAUAUCAUGUGUUGGAAAUUUGUGAAAGUUUGUAUCUUUUUAGUGAGAAUUUUUAAGAACUGAAUAAAAUCAAACAUUUUUUUUUCUGCCAUUUUAUGUUUAGAAAAGUUUAGUUUUUACAACUUCGAAUUAAUAUUGUUUGCAAGUUGUAUGUAAUAAAAAUGUGUGCUUUA
Saccostrea cuccullata (small rock oyster) is the source of this 1756-nucleotide messenger RNA. RefSeq names its product high mobility group protein B3-like. Gene Ontology annotation, molecular function: DNA binding, bending. Gene Ontology annotation, biological process: regulation of transcription by RNA polymerase II. The transcript is spliced from 5 exons. The coding region runs from base 134 to 742 and encodes 202 amino acids. The record is from RefSeq and is a predicted model, not a curated record. Lineage: Eukaryota; Metazoa; Mollusca; Bivalvia; Ostreida; Ostreidae.